AUGAGCAGUCAGGGGACGCGAGGCGGCGGUAACCGUUUCCCUGGCGUCGUAGCAGCGCCUUUUGCAAUGGUCAAGCUUGGGCCUGAUGUAGUAAAUGGGACUAUGGAUGCCUACUCUGGAUAUCUUCCAGACGGAAAAAUAUGGGGAUUUAGCAUGAUGCACGAGUCUGGAACGGGAGGAGCACCGAAAUAUGGCGUUGUGUCACAGAUUCCAGUACUUGGAGAAGUACCGAAUCCUCUUGUGGAUCUAUCUCAACCUCGAGAAUUGCCAGAUGAGGCAAGUGUUGGAUACUACAAAUCCACUCUUGCGAACGGUGUGACGGUGCAAUUGGCUGCCACCGAACAUGCCGGUCUAUACUCUUACUCGUUCCCAAGUAAUGGCACGGCAUCCAUUGUCGUUGAUGCAUCACAUGUACUUCCCAGCUUCAGGGGAUUGGGCUGGGAACAGCAUUACUCCGGGGGCAGCUUUAGCAUCUUUCCUGAUGGACAUUACGAAGGCUCUGGCACUUAUAACAACGGAUGGAAUCUCUCGCCCGAUUGGACAAUCUACUUUUGCGGAAAUUUCAGCCACCAGCCUUUUAGCUCACGGACUUUCAACGGUAAUGUAAGUGCGUCUAGAUCCUACAGCAACUCGUCUUCGGUUUCCGGUCAUGCGAGACUUGGAGGUGUGUUUACUUUCGUCGAAACCGAUCUGAAGUCACGAGUGGGCAUCUCGUUCAUAUCUACCGAGAAAGCCUGCAGGAACUUGAAUGCGGAGAUUACUAAAGACACGGAACUUGAAACUCUGGUUCAGAUUGCGAAGAGUAGAUGGAACGAGGAGGUAUUCAAUAAAGUGCAGAUAUCAUCAAACCAUACGGAAGACUUACAGCUCCUCUACAGCUCGCUCUACGGGAUGUUCCUCAUCCCCUCGAACAGAACCGGUGAAAAUCCAAAUUGGAGCAGCACAGAACCGUACUACGACGAUGUGUUCACUCUUUGGGACACACACCGCUGCCACACCUCGCUUUCCCACAUCAUCCAGCCAAAAGCAUACGAAGACUUCAUCCGCUCGCUCAUCGACAUCUGGCGACACGACGGCUUUAUGCCCGACGCGCGCUCCUCGAACUUCAACGGCAGAGUACAGGGGGGCUCAAACGCGGAUAACGUGCUAGCCGAUGCGUUUGUCAAAGGAGUGACAGGGGCUAUUAACUGGGAAGAUGGUUUCGCCGCUAUGCAAACUGACGCCGAAGUCGUACCAGCAAACAACUUCGACCCGAAAGCGCCUGACUCCUCGACGAAGGAAGGGCGCGGUGCGCUACCAGAUUGGCUACAAUACGGAUAUAUCACCCCGCGAUACUCCAGGGCUGUGUCCAAGGCGGUAGAGUACUCAACGAACGACUUCGCCCUCUACCAAGUAGCCGCCGGCCUAGAAAAGGUAGACGAAGCAGAGAGAUACUUUAAUCGCUCCCGCAACUGGCGGAACCACUGGAACCCUCGUGCAACCUCCCACAACCACACAGGCUUCGUCGUUCCGCGUGCCGCAAAUGGUUCUUUCCUCCCGCAAGACCCUCUUGAGUGUGGCGGCUGUUACUGGGGCGAUGCAUACUACGAAGACAACAGUUGGAUAUACAGCAUGAAUGCUAUCCACGAUGUCGCUGAGCUCAAGCGGAGAGUAGGCGGCGACGAGCGGUUUGUAGAUCGCUUGAACAAGCUGUUUGAACUGAAGAUAUUCAAUGCGGGGAAUGAGCCUGGGUUUACGAGUCCGUUUCUUUAUAAUCUUCUGAGAGGGGCGCAGUGGAGGAGUGUUGAUCGUAGUCGGUAUAUUGGGGGGUUAUAUGGGGCUGGGGAGAAGGGGUUGCCUGGAAAUUCUGAUGCGGGGGCUAUGGAGAGUAAUUUAUUGUGGCAGAUGAUUGGGCUAUAUCCGUUGACGGGGCAGACUACUUUCCUCGUUUUGUCUCCCUGGUUUGAGUCUAUGACUAUCAGAGUUGGAGAUGGCAAGAUGCUUAAGAUUACUACGACUGGUGGUGAUCGUGGUACUGCAUUUUAUGUUCAGAGUCUGAAGGUCAAUGGAGAGGUGUGGGAUAAGGCGUGGGUGGCUUGGGAGGAUGUGUUUCAGGAUGGAGGGACCAUGGAAUAUGUGCUUGGAGAGCGCCCAGUAGAUUGGGCGACAGGCGAUCUGCCUCCGAGCCCGGCUUCUUGGGAAACUUCCUAUUUGUAG
Molecule: messenger RNA, 2196 nt
Organism: Cucurbitaria berberidis CBS 394.84
Lineage: Eukaryota; Fungi; Ascomycota; Dothideomycetes; Pleosporales; Cucurbitariaceae
Product: glycoside hydrolase family 92 protein
Exons: 2
Coding region: 1-2196 (731 amino acids)
Biological process (GO): carbohydrate metabolic process; protein deglycosylation; protein quality control for misfolded or incompletely synthesized proteins
Cellular component (GO): nucleus; cytosol
Molecular function (GO): peptide-N4-(N-acetyl-beta-glucosaminyl)asparagine amidase activity; carbohydrate binding
Source: RefSeq, a predicted model, not a curated record